This is a messenger RNA of Pisolithus orientalis, 1933 nucleotides long. Its product is annotated as spinocerebellar ataxia type 10 protein domain-containing protein. NCBI's taxonomy places the organism in Eukaryota, Fungi, Basidiomycota, Agaricomycetes, Boletales, Pisolithaceae. The record is from RefSeq and is a predicted model, not a curated record. Bases 145 to 1743 code for a protein of 532 amino acids. The transcript is spliced from 10 exons. Gene Ontology annotation, cellular component: cytosol.
GUAUGACAUAACAGUUGAUAGUUGGCACGACUGCAAUCACUUGCACGGCCCCCACAGGCGUUGCAACUUGACAACCAAAAAGUUUGAGGUGUAUCGCGAACGCCCCUUCUCCUUCUCCCUCUCCCAUUUUUGUCAUGAGCUACGAUGAGCGCAAAUGAAGAAGUCUCCAUCAACGUUCGGUUCUGCGAUCUUUCCAAGAGUUUACUGAGUUGGGAAAGUGAAGAGGCCAUUCCCCAACUAAGCCGGGCACUGGAAGAUAUUGCCGUUGACCUCGCCAGGGACGAGGGACUCAGAACAGCGGCGGGCGCUGAUCAACCGACUAUCUGGCCCAACCUUCGGAGCCUUUGGCUCAUGCUUGUUGAGAAGGCCGCCACACACCGGGAUGAAGAAUUGAUUCGGACUAUCGUUAUCAGCACUUCCAGAUUUACAAGGAACCUAGUUGCUGGAGUGGCCAAAAACCAAGAGCAUGCUUUCGAAAAUGAACCCGCACUAAGGCAAAUAUUGCAUACAUACAGCUCUUGGACAGCAUCUCAAGAUCCUGGAUCAUUCCACGUCGUUCGUAUGGUGGUUCAGACACUUUCAAAUAUGGUCACAACAAAUGAAAGCCUUAUGUCAAGUCUCUGGCAGACACACAUGAAUCUUCCAGAGGAACAAGCUAUAUUUGUCAGAGUGCUGGGCUUACCCGACCCCCGGACAAUCUUGUCUCUCCUAGUAUUACUGGUAAACUGUAUCUAUGAUAACAGCGCACGCCAGGCGUUAUUAGUCCACACGCCAAUUGGAGUCCGGAUCUGCAUCACUUUGUUGGAUCGUAUGACUGAUCUCUAUGACGCUGAGGAGUCUAGUGAUGCAGGUAGGGCAUUUGACUACGGGUACCAUCUCUUUUCCCACUUGUUUAGUGGAGGUUUUGCGCCGGACUUGUUUGGAAAUUUGAAGGCGGACGGAGAGGUUAUCGUCCCUCACCAAACCGUAUUACUCAAAUUAUUGGACUCAUACCUUCAGUCUUCGCCCUCCGAAACACACUUUUCUGGAAUGACCCCGAUGUUAAUUGCGUGCUUUUUCGAACUUUCAAUGUAUUCCAGUGGCGCUAUUAGAAAUGUAGUUGGCUCUGAUCGAGCCGAAGUCGCACACCGAGACAACGGCAUUCGCGCGGCUCCGGACCCCAUCCUACCCAAGGCCUGCGAAGCUCUCGUGCUCGUGACGCAAUGUAUCACAAGUAUUAUGUUGGCGUCAGAAGCAACACAUUUGCAAGGAGGGAUCUGGCCACCCUUUCGAGAGUCCACCUCCCCCCAUGGUCGCCCCAUCGCCGAGCAUAUAGUAGAAUUGCUACAACUUUUGGAUAUAUUUCUUCCGAAAGUAAAUUUUGGGAGGCAAGUCGCGCAAUCCGGCCGGCAACAAUGUCCGGUUGAUGUCACUGACCCAACCGGUUUUCCGUAUUUGAAACGUGAUCUUGUGCGCUUAGUUGGCAUUCUUUGUCACGGGGACAGGGUAACACAAGACCGCAUCCGCCAGUGUAACGGCAUACCUGUGAUCAUGAAUAUGUGUGUUAUUGACGAGCGCAAUCCAUAUCUCCGUGAACAUGCGAUUCUUACCCUGCAUAACCUUCUUGAAGGGAAUACGGAUAAUCAAGCUGUAGUGCACAGCAUUCGGCCCUCCAAAACCUUUUUGAACGAAUUAGAGCUACCGUAUAUGGGAGAUAACUGCCCAAGGUACAUCUGGGAAACAGCUACGCGACGCGGCUGUUAACAGCUCUUCCGCACUUAAGCGAGCUCUCCCAUUGGCCAACAAGUGUCUUAGCGAGUCUUACGACAAGUCACUUCCAAACGGAGGCAGGUAUAACCUGCUCACUCCCUCGGGUAGUUUUGCAGAUGUAGUAAGUAGCACCAGGAGACAUGACGCUAACGAACGGUGUCUUAUUCCUCCUCUUCAUCGAAAG